AUGAGACUAAAUGUUGCUGUUUUCUUUGGGGCUCUCUUUGGAGCUUUGGGCGUUUUGUUGUUUCUGGUAGCCUUCGGAUCCGAUUAUUGGCUUCUCGCGACUGAAGUGGGCAGGUGUUCAGGUGAACAGAAUAUAGAGAACAUCACUUUUCACCAUGAAGGCUUUUUCUGGAGGUGCUGGUUCAGCGGUGUUGUGGAGGAGAACGACUCUAAUGUCUGGAAGUUCUGGUACACCAAUCAGCCACCAUCCAAGAACUGCACACAUGCUUACUUGUCCCCGUACCCCUUUAUGAGGGGUGAGCACAACUCCACGUCCUACGAUUCUGCCAUUAUUUACCGUGGCUUCUGGGCCGUCCUGCUGCUGCUGGGUGUGGUGGCCGCCUUGACUGCAAGCUUCCUGAUCAUCUGUGCAGCUCCCUUUUCCAGCCACUUGCUUUAUAAAGCUGGAGGAGGUUCAUACAUCGCCUCAGGUGUCCUGUUUUCCCUGGUGGUGAUACUGUAUGUCAUCUGGGUCCAGGCAGUGGCUGACAUGGAAAGCUACAGAGCCUUGAAACUGAGAGACUGCUGGGAGUUCACCCCUUCCAUUCUGUACGGCUGGUCGUUUUUCCUGGCGCCCGCUGGUGUCUUCUUCUCUCUGCUCGCUGGGCUGCUCUUUCUAGUGGUUGGACGCCAUAUCCAGAUACAUCACUAA
This is a messenger RNA of Apodemus sylvaticus (European woodmouse), 690 nucleotides long. It is a transcript of the gene Tmem182, whose product is annotated as transmembrane protein 182. The transcript is spliced from 5 exons. The record is from RefSeq and is a predicted model, not a curated record. Lineage: Eukaryota; Metazoa; Chordata; Mammalia; Rodentia; Muridae. Gene Ontology annotation, cellular component: membrane. Bases 1 to 690 code for a protein of 229 amino acids.